Molecule: messenger RNA, 1284 nt
Organism: Eruca vesicaria subsp. sativa (arugula)
Lineage: Eukaryota; Viridiplantae; Streptophyta; Magnoliopsida; Brassicales; Brassicaceae
Source: the annotation of a GenBank genome assembly
AUGGAUCGAAGACUUCAACAGGCUGCUGAAUCAGGUAGCAUCAGUGACUUUUAUGCUUUGAUCGAUGAGAAUCCGUACAUACUUGAGAACAUCGAUGCCAUACCAUUUGUGAACACUCCCCUUCACAUAGCUGCAUCUUCUGGUAAAAUUGCGUUUGCCGUAGAGAUGCUGAAUCUUAAGCCUUCUUUUGCCAAAAAAAUUAAUACAAACGGGCACAGUCCAUUGCACCUUGCUGUGGAGAAUGAUCAUCAAGAGUUCGUGACCUGGCUGCUCAGGCUUGAUCCCACCCUUGCUGGCGUUAAAGGUAGAGAAGGCAUCACGCUGUUUCAUCUCCUAGUGUUAAGAGGGAACGUAGAUCUUGUGGUACAGUGCCUCUUAACUUCCCCUGAAUGUAUUCAAGAUGUGAGCGUGAAUGGCCAAAAUGCUUUGCAUCUUGCUGUGAUGAAUGAAAGAUUUGAAGUUCUGCAGGUUCUCACCGGAUGGAUCCAGAGAAUGAGUCAGAAAAAUGCUCGAUCUAUUGAGUAUUCUGUUCUGAAUAAGAUGGAUUUAACUCGCAACACGCCUUUGCACCUUGCAGCAUAUAAGAAUGAUCAUCAGAUGGUGAGACUGUUACUAGAAUGUCGAAUGGUUCAACGGAACGAAAUAAAUGGUGAAGGUUUAACAUUCCUUGAUAUCUUAAGAACAGAGGGACAACUUGAUGAAGGUGGAGAGUUGGAACAAGCUGCUCUAAAAACCGGGUGCAAGGAAGCAGCUUCUCUGCCAAAACCGACGAAAACGUAUGAUUUCUUCAAAUCACCAAUCACAUUUUGGGCUUACUGCUCCACGCAUACAAGACGCAUAAGUUCCGACACAUCAGACGAAGCUCGUGGAGUGUUCUUAAUCAUAUGCACUUUGCUAAUCACAGCCACUUACCAGACCUCCCUCCAGCCUCCAGGAGGUGUCAACCAAUCAGAGGGUCAUGCAGUGAUGAAACAGACAUUCUUCAUCGUCCUAUGGGUUUCCAACACUAUAGGCUUUUGUUGCGCUAUAUUCUACACCUAUUCUCUCUUACCAGCUAGAGGUUUGUUGACGCUGUGGUUUUUCUACAUAGGAGCGUCUCUGUGCGUUUCUUACGCGUUGGGAAUGGCUGUAAUCUCACCACAGCCUUUAGUUUUUCUUACCGCGUGCUUUGCCUUGUACCUGCUUUUUCCUCUGUAUGUUUUGAUGGAAGUUUUCCUAAGGCAAUGGCGGAGGCAUCAGACGGUAACACCUGAUCGCAAUUUGAGCUGGUUUUGGAAAGUUUGA